UAUAUAUAUGAGGAAAUUGGAUUUUCUGUUGUUUAUGAUCUAAAUCAUAUCUAAUUCAAAAGAGUCAAUCAGCAUUCUCAAGAUGGUUUUCUUGUUGUAAAAUAGAAUUAUUAAUUGUAAUUGAGUAGUUAUAUAAUUGUAAAAGAUUUAAUCUAAUAAAUUUUAACUGAAACUAUUAAGUACUCAGUUCCACUUUCUAACAUGGAAUUGCUUGUAUGCUAGUUUUUUGUAGCAUAUCAUCGCCUUUUGGCAUUUUUUUCAAUAGUUGAGCUGAUUUUUUUAAACCAAAACAUUUGAAAACACUCCCAGUUCCAAAUAACUGUGUAUCUUAUUUCAUCUAUAUAUACUAUACAGUAGGUACACAAACCGCAAGGUGGUCACACCUAUAUGGCGAUGAGCACUUUUCCUCUCGGCUCACAAAAGAGCCUGUCCCCUCGCAGAGUGCUCACUUUACGCUAGAAGCCACCGGUCAAAAUAUGCUGACUUUAUGGUCUUUACUGUUGUAUACUUUUAUUCCUUUGAUUCAAUGUACUGGUUAUUUGGAACUUCGACUGACAAGUCCUUAUGUUCGAGUUCUCAAUGUUUCUGUAGAGCUAGCAAUUGGAUCUGAAAAAAGUUUCUAUAAAGUUCCACUCUCUCCAUAUUAUGAAUUGGCUAUAACAAAUGUUCCAAUUGAAUUCGAUCAACCUGCAAGUAUCAUAAUAAGAAGCGGUCCUGUGAAGGAAAUUGGAUUAACCGAUUUUGUAGUUAGUCCAAAAAUAUUUUCCACUCGAAAAAUGUCAAUAGUGCCUCCAAAAGCUGGACUUCCAUUCAGUGGAUUUCGAAUCGAUAUAAAAUGUGAUACAAACUAUUUCGGAGCCCACUGUGAACAUUUCUGUGAUGAGGAGCAAGCAAGAUCAAUGGGUCGAAGAUGUAAUAUCCUUGGAAAUAUUGGUUGUCCAAUUGGAGUCCGUGGAUCAAAAUGUGAUAUUGAACUUCCAAUUGAUAGUGGAAUCUGUAAAUGCAUGAAUGGCGGAAAAUGUGUGAAUUCGUUUGAUUCGAAAUUAACCGCAGAUUUUCCAAUCUGUGAGUGUCUGAAUGGAUUUGAAGGAGCUGCUUGUGAGAAACAAAUGAAAAUUUUUGAGCCGAAAAUCUCAACUCGCCUUUUUGAAUCAACUGCUCGAUUCCAUGAUUUGGCAAAUGUUUCCGUUAAAAAUCAAUUGUACGAUGAUAAAAUGGAUAUUUAUUCAAAACAUGUCGCACCGUCUUUUCAUGUUUUGCAACAAGGUGCACUAAAUGGAAAAGCUCUUCGAGCACCUAAGAAGCAGAAAAACACAAUUAUAUUUGAUCCAGUAACUCUUUCAUUUCAUCCAACUAAACCAAUAUCCACACCAUAUUUCCCAAAGGGGCGACCUGUUAGACUAAAUUCACAGUCGUAAUAUAGGGUUUUAAAAACUGAAAAUUCUGUGAGGUUUUUUUUAAUGUAAUUUCUAAAAUAUUAUACUUUUUCGUUUACUUUGAAGCAUCUCCCACACGUGUAUUCUUCUUCCUUCCAGUUUUUCUUUUAUUUAACAUGGUUUUUAUUGAUAAUUAUUUGUAUAGUUUUUUCAAAUCAAUAGCUAAUAAAGUAUCAAAAAUGAA
Molecule: messenger RNA, 1620 nt
Organism: Caenorhabditis elegans
Lineage: Eukaryota; Metazoa; Nematoda; Chromadorea; Rhabditida; Rhabditidae
Gene: dsl-7
Product: Delta-like protein
Exons: 2
Coding region: 477-1418 (313 amino acids)
Biological process (GO): Notch signaling pathway; cell fate specification; cell communication
Cellular component (GO): membrane
Molecular function (GO): Notch binding
Source: RefSeq, marked reviewed